Molecule: messenger RNA, 1137 nt
Organism: Orbicella faveolata
Lineage: Eukaryota; Metazoa; Cnidaria; Anthozoa; Scleractinia; Merulinidae
Product: peptidyl-prolyl cis-trans isomerase B-like
Biological process (GO): protein folding; protein peptidyl-prolyl isomerization
Cellular component (GO): intracellular membrane-bounded organelle; cytoplasm
Molecular function (GO): peptidyl-prolyl cis-trans isomerase activity; cyclosporin A binding
Source: RefSeq, a predicted model, not a curated record
CUCUGAAGUUGAACAGUUGUCCACAUACCAUUGGUUCUCAAUUAUUCUGGAAAAUCAUUGGUCCACGCCACCUAUACUGUCCUAUUCCCCGUAUUCAAAACGCGAAAUCCUCUAGCUGAGUUUUCUGGUGCCUUAUUCACAAAUCAAUAUGUCUUCGUUGUUGUAUUUAGUGGUGAUGGCCUGCGCGUGUUUCGGCGUUAAAGCCAAUAGUGGAGACACUGUCGACGUUACCGAAAAGGUGUUCUUUGAUGUAGAGAUCGGUGGUGAGAAAGCUGGCAGGGUCGUCAUUGGAUUAUUCGGGACUACCGUUCCAAAGACUGCGAAGAAUUUUUACGACCUUGCAACGCACGAGAAAGGCUUUGGAUACAAGGGGAGCAUUUUCCACCGUGUCAUUGAAGGGUUUAUGAUUCAAGGUGGUGACUUCACAAACAGGGAUGGAACUGGAGGUAAAAGCAUCUAUGGUGAGCGUUUUCCAGAUGAGAAUUUUAAACUGUCUCAUUAUGGCUCUGGCUGGCUGAGUAUGGCUAAUGCUGGUAAAGAUACCAAUGGUUCACAGUUCUUUAUUACAACUGUAAAAACAUCCUGGCUGGAUGGCAGACAUGUUGUAUUUGGAAAAGUGCUUGAAGGCAUGGAUGUUGUCACAAAGAUAGAGAAGACGAAAACUGAUAGCCGUGAUCGACCAAUCAAGGAAGUCAAAAUUGCUGACUGCGGUUCUAUUCAUUUAGAGAAGCCUUUUCCAGUCAAAAAGGAAUAAUACUAAAGUGCUUAUUUUAUUGUUACUUGUGUUUAGAAGUUUCAAACUCUUACAGUGCACCGAGAGUACAUUUUAUAUUACCUGGUUCUUCUCAUUUCCAAUAUGUGUGAAUGUCUAAUUAAAAAUGGUGUAGUUAAUAAAAGAGCAGUAUGGAACGGAAUUUGUUAACUGGCCAUGUGACAUUCUUCAUCUUUAUCCAUGAAAAUGAACCUCAUAUUUAACUGAUUUCAAGGUAACAAACCUCUAGAGUAACCAUCACGUUGUAUCAGAAAUGAGACAACAAGUGAUUUCACAAGGGAGGUUUUGUUGCAGUGUUAGCGCAAUGCUGUCAUCCUAGGUAUUUCUUGAUAAUCUGAAUUAAACCUGCAUGACUGUUACAUGUA